Molecule: messenger RNA, 4742 nt
Organism: Brassica rapa (field mustard)
Lineage: Eukaryota; Viridiplantae; Streptophyta; Magnoliopsida; Brassicales; Brassicaceae
Product: probable receptor-like protein kinase At1g80640
Biological process (GO): protein phosphorylation
Molecular function (GO): ATP binding; protein kinase activity
Source: RefSeq, a predicted model, not a curated record
GGUUCCUAUUUUCUAAAUCCGAAAAACUAAAGUGGAACCUAACCUAAAACUAAAUAUAUACCAUAGUAUCUGAAAUAUAAUUAAUUUACUUAAAAUAUUAAUUAUAUUUAGUUUUAAAAUAAUUAUAUUCAUCUAAGAGUAUAAUUUAUACAAAAUAAUUUCAAAAACCUGAAUUGCCCAAAUAUUUUUUUUUAUUUUUAUUUUGGAUUUAACCCGGAUUUCGGGUUUUUGGUUUUUUGGAUUUAAACCUGAACAAAAUUCAAAUAAUUUCUAUUUCGAUUUUGUUUUGGGGUUUUACAAAAAAAAAAUAGAAAACCAAAGUACGUCAUAUUUGUUUAGGUUCAAAGACACUCUUUGCCCAUUAAACUACAACAAUAAAACUUUUUCUAAAUGGUUACUUUGUUUUCGCUCUAAAAUAGAAUAACUGUAUAAUAAAAUUGUCAUAUAAUCCAAUAGUACUCUAUUUUAUAGUGAAAAAUAGAAUGAUGUAUAAAAAAACAAUUUUCUGUAUAUAGAGUAAACCUAUUUUUUACUAUAUAUAUAGUACUCUAUUAUAGAGUAAAAAAUAAAGUAUUAUUGAAGUAUUUUUACUAUAAAUUAUAUUUCAGAAUCGAAAAUGAAGUGGAGUUGGAAAUGUCCUAAAAGGUAUCUCAAAUAGUACAACCAAUAUUUUUUUUCUAUAUUUCUAAAAUAAAUUAACUCUAUUAUAUAGUGAACCAUUGGAGCAAAUCCAACUUUAUAAUAUAUUUACUCUAUUUUAGUGUGAAAUAUAGAGGGAAGUUUUGUAUUUUAUUGAAGAUGGUCUUAUUCUAUAUUUAGACCAUCUCCACUGGUGUGUUCUAUUUUUUACUUUAAAUAGAGUAACUUUAUAAUAGAGUUUGAGUUUGCUUCAAUAGUACUCUAUUUUAGAGUAAAAAAUAGUGUGAUGAACAAAAAAAAUUACUCUAUAUUUGAAGUAAAAUUAUUUUUGACUCUAUUAUAGAGUAAAAAAUAGAGUAUCAUUAGAGCAUUUUUACUCUAAACUAUAUUUUCGAGUGAAAAAUAGAGUGGAAUUAGAUAUGUCCCUAGAGUUAAAAAAUAACAUUACUCUAUAUUCACUCUAUUGAACCAUUGGAGCAAAUCUAGCUCUAUAAUAAAAUUAUUUUAUUUUAGUGAAAUAUAGAAAAAAAUAUUGUGUACCAUUAGAAAUGGUCUAAGAGCAGCUGUGAUAAUCCUUGUGUACCAUUGAACCAUUUUUUUUUACAAAACUUUAGUUAGAAAUUUAAGGCUCUUUUAAAAUAAAGUAUAACUCGUUUUAAAAAACUAAUAACGUUAUUCAUAUAAGUAUAACAUUGAACCGGGCCUGUCCAAAAUGACAUCUAAAAAAACCCUUAGCUAUAUGCAACUUGUGGUGAUUGUAUAUUGCAAUCAAAAUCUCCUCAUAAUUCUCACAAGCAUCCGGUGUUCUCUACAAAUACUUAAUCAAUCCUAAUAAUCCUCACAAGCAACCUCUGUUUUCUAAAUUACCCACAAACAUCUCACUAAGAAUCAAUUGAACAAGAGAAAAUCUUGAACAAAUUGGGGUUUUAAAGAGUUAUUUCGAAAUUAGAUAGAAAAGUACAAGGAUAGAAGAAAUACUUAAAAAAGAAGAUUACAUCGAUACCACUUACACAAUAACCAGGUAAUAAUAAUAUUAUGAAACCAAACCUAAGAAACGCAUUACAUAUUAUACUCCUAAAAUAAACACUAAAACCAUAUAAAAGCAAAACUAAAGACAUGUUUAUCUUUCCCCUUGAAAAAAUAAGAGAGAUUCGAAACACGUUUUCAUAACGAAGAUUCGAAACACGUUUUCAUAACGAAGAUUCGAAACACAUUCAUUACAUUGACACUGGUUGAAUCAAUCAAAUAUCCAAGUGUAAAAUUCUGAUCAUUUUCCAAUAAGCUGAACAUUCCAAACUCUUCUUCAGGUGGUUAUAUCACAGAUAAAAUGGACAAGACUAUGCAUCUCAAAUUCAUGUCUUUACCGUUGGAAAGACCAACGAGGAUAAAGUUGUCCCGGGGAUGGAUCACAAAGGCGAGAGAAAUAUACUCGACAUCCAGGCAGGUAUCUAGAGAUUGUAACCCGAUAUAUUUAUUCAUUCUGUUUCACAAGAGAUAACUCCUUUUGACAUUCUAUAAAAAAAUUCUACAAGUGUAUAUAUCUUUUGGUAUACUAAUUAUUCAGCUCUGUGGAGUUAGAGGCAAUAUUAAGGCUCCUGCCGAGGCAUUGUUCUGGCAACCAAGAAAAAGUCUAACGUUCAUACUAACCUUUGAGUCAGAACAAGAACAUAAUACAGUCAUAACCCUUACUCGAAAAUACGAUUUCGAUUGCAAUGUAAGCAAAACUAUCCUAAAUGUAAAAUAUUUCUGUUCAAAUGCCAUUCUCAGACUCUGAAAAUCACUAUGGUUUUAAACUUGAUAAAGUUAUAGAUCUAUGGGAUUUACUUGACAGGCUUGCUUAUAUCUGCAGGUUACACUGCUUGGGCCAGAUGAUAAAACAAAUGAUGAACAAGACAUUGCCAUUAACCACAACCAUCUGACUUUUUCUUUGUUUUGUGUGUUGUUUUUUUCACACUGGGGUUCAAAGAAGGAAGUUGCAAGUUUGGCUUCUCAUUCAUCAUCGGAUGUUGCUAGGCAUCAGUUUUUUUUUUCUUUUACCAAAUCAUCAGUUUGACAUGGUAUCUAUUUCUGAUUUGUUUUGGUUGUUUGCUUGUUUUUUUAUCUGAUGAUAGGAAUUAUAGGACGCAACAUUGUUAACCAUACGAGUGCUCUCUCUGUUUACACAAACUCGUUUGUUAACACAUUUUCUAAAUAGUUUCUCCGUUUAAAAAUUCAGUAGUAAAGAAAGUGUGAAUUUGUCCCGAAUCUUUCCUCGUUACUUCAUCACCUUUAGUAUAAUAAUAAUAACGGUUCAAUAAACGAGAACCCCCAACUUCUUUUAAAAAGGAAAUCCCUUUCUCUUUCCCUCCUUUAUGCAAUCAUAAAAAGAGGUUUCAAGAAGACAGCGAGUGAGAAAGAGACAGCUUAGAGAGAAAGCGAUAGUUCGUUCACUCUUCGCUUUCUGAAGAAUCUCAAAACCCCAAAACGUCUUGAGAGUGAAUACACUCACAACUCUUCUUUUCUUAGCAAAAAAACAAAACAAAAAUGAAGAAACUUGUUCAUCUUCAGUUUCUGUUUCUUGUCAAGAUCUUUGCUACUCAAUUCCUCACUCCUUCUUCAUCAUCUUUUGCUGCUUCAAAUCCUUCUAUAGCUCCUGUUUAUACCUCCAUGACUACUUUCUCUCCAGGAAUUCAAAUGGGAAGUGGUGAAGAACACAGAUUAGAUGCACAUAAGAAACUUCUGAUUGGUCUUAUAAUCAGUUCCUCUUCUCUUGGUAUCAUAAUCUUGAUUUGCUUUGGCUUCUGGAUGUACUGUCGCAAGAAAGCUCCCAAACCCAUCAAGAUUCCGGAUGCUGAGAGUGGGACUUCAUCAUUUUCAAUGUUUAUGAGGCGGCUAAGCUCAAUUAAAACUCACAGAACAUCUAGCAAUCAGGGUUAUGUGCAGCGUUUCGAUUCCAAGACGCUAGAGAAAGCGACAGGCGGUUUCAAAGACAGUAAUGUAAUCGGACAGGGCGGUUUCGGAUGCGUUUACAAGGCUUCUUUGGACAGCAACACUAAAGCAGCGGUUAAAAAGAUCGAAAACGUUACCCAAGAAGCAAAACGAGAAUUUCAGAAUGAAGUUGAGCUGUUGAGCAAGAUCCAGCACUCCAAUAUUAUAUCAUUGUUGGGCUCUGCAAGUGAAAUCAACUCGAGUUUCGUCGUUUAUGAGUUGAUGGAGAAAGGAUCCUUAGAUGAUCAGUUACAUGGACCUUCGUGUGGAUCCGCUCUAACAUGGCAUAUGCGUAUGAAGAUUGCUCUAGAUACAGCUAGAGGACUAGAGUAUCUCCAUGAACAUUGUCGUCCACCGGUGAUCCACAGAGACUUGAAAUCUUCUAAUAUUCUUCUUGAUUCUUCCUUCAAUGCCAAGAUUUCAGAUUUUGGUCUGGCUGUAUCGGUUGGAGUGCAUGGGAGUAACAACAUUAAACUCUCUGGGACACUUGGUUAUGUUGCCCCGGAAUAUCUCCUAGACGGAAAGUUGACGGAUAAGAGUGAUGUCUAUGCAUUUGGGGUGGUUCUUCUUGAACUUUUGUUGGGUAGAAGGCCGGUUGAGAAAUUGAGUCCAUCUCAGUGUCAAUCUCUUGUGACUUGGGCAAUGCCACAACUUACCGAUAGAUCGAAACUCCCAAACAUCGUGGACCCGGUUAUAAAAGAUACAAUGGAUCUUAAGCACUUAUACCAGGUAGCAGCCAUGGCUGUGCUGUGCGUACAGCCAGAACCGAGUUACCGGCCGCUGAUAACCGAUGUUCUUCACUCACUUGUUCCAUUGGUUCCGGUAGAGCUAGGAGGGACUCUCCGGUUAACCCGAUGAUUGAUGAUGGGCAACUUCCAAAUACAUAGUUAUAGUUUGCCUCGUUUUAUCUUUGUAUAGUAUUAUCAUCCGAACAUCUCAAAAGUUUGGGGGUGUAAGAAUGUGAGAAUAGAAGUCUAUUAGGGUUGUUGAGUAUAUAAAUUGUUUUAUAAAUUCCCACAUCACGUUUUAUGACUAGUGUGUAUUUUUUUUUGUGUAUUCGAAAUGUAGAGACUGAUGAGAGUUUGUUUUUGAAAGUGUAGUAUAUUAACUCUCGUAAGAGUAAUAGUUAGGAUUGC